UCCGGGGGCUGAUGGUCUACUGGGGCCUCGGCCUGAGCAUAAAAGGCAGUCGGGGAACUGAGAAGCAGUCCAAGCUUAGCAAAACCCCCCUUUUUACAAAUAAAAUUCCACUGUUUGUUUGUGUAUGAUUGUGAGGAGUUAAGUUCAGGUCCAAAUACUACUUUAUACAUUUACACUGGUAGAUCCCAGGCAGGGAUCGCUGUUUAUACUCUGCUACAUUUACUUACACACUGCUAAAGGUACAAGUUACUAAACGGUUCAUUAUCAAUAGAUUGCUGCCUAACCUUUUUUGGCUUGUAACCGUUUACAAAAACAGUUUGGGAGCCAAGCUGUUAAGAGUACAAACUAACAAAAAAAGAGUAAAUGCCUUAGAUAAAUAACUUUAACAUUGAAGAAAGUAAAAAUAUAUUCCCAAAUAAAGGGUUUGUUUGUUUUUUAAAAAAAGGUCCACCCUAUUAAUCAUUUUACUCCCACGCAGAAUUUAUCUCGUGACUCUUUAGGGGAGGGCAGACACACGGGUAGGAAGAUACUCAAACCGUGCCAUCUUUUUACUGCUGCAGCUGAAACAGCAGCGCAAUGCUAGCGGACAAAUGUAUGCAUUCAAAUGUAGUCAAAUGUGCAACUGCACAUGAUAUUUAGAUUUUGUGCUGCUAUUUUUAGUUAUUUCCCUGUAAAGAAAUGUGGCGUUCUUUUAGUUAAGCAACAGCAACGUGAUUAUCGUGUAUAAAAAAUCUGCUGAGGGAGCCCGUAAAGAGAACUAAGAGCAGUCACUUAACCACUGUUUGUCUUGUGUUUGGCAAGUGCCAUUUCCCCCUCACACACAAAAAUAGAUACACAUUUUUUGCUGCGUGUUGCGAGUAUACCUUCCAAAGGUAUACCAAAUAGUUUCUUGUCAGAGAUGAACUAUAUUUUAGUGGCUGAUUUGCAUUUUUGCAUCGAUAAAAUGGUUCAUAAAUGAUCUUGAAACGUCCCAAAACUGGUUAAAGUGGGCCUAAUAUGCUUUGCUAACAUUCUGCCAUACAUAUAUAGUGUUCUCAUAGUGCUAAACAAGGCCAAAGUUCCAAAUAAUGACAUCAGAGUAUGCAUUACUAAUCCCUGUGAGUCAAAGUUCAGGCUUCAGACUGCUCUAAACACAGUUUCUGUUCUUGUUUUCACUGCUUUUUGCUCUGGAUGAUGUCACUGAAAAAUAUCCCAAUGCUGUUAGCACAGCAGCUCCACCCACCAGCUAUUCAAACCUUUUGGUUGCAAGGAGCAGCCAAUCAGAAGAAAGCUAGCUUAAAGAGAGGGGGAAGGGCGGAAGAUAGUGUAUGAACUAAGGGUCCCUUUUAAACUGAUGGAGGAUUAAUGGACUAAUGGAGGACAGAAAUAAACACAUGCAGGUGUUCAUUUGAGCAUAGCAGGUGUCUGGGUACUAGGCAUGUGGAAGAUCGCAACACCACAUCGUUCCUGGGUUUGCUAGGGUCUGAUAAGUCUCAUUAGAAAUGAGAUAACAAGAAACAAAAGUUGAACAAAAAGAGGAUGACAGCUGUUCAGCGAGUAAGUAAAAAGCCAUCAUUUUAAACUGGUCUACACCCACUAAAGUUUGUAGCUGUGGGUGUGUGCACCUAUAGGCCGUUCAGUCCCUGACAUUACCGUUUCCAUUUGAACCGAAAGUAUUUGAAGAUAAUCUAAGUUGAAGGUCAUCUAAAAGCUUUAAAAUUUCAUCUCAAUUACUUUCAUUUUCUGCUCUGUGCGUGUGUCACGAAGAAGGAGAAAAAAACGAAGCACGUUACAGGCGUCACCUACAUCGAAAAACCACCCGCAGUACUGCUCCUCAUCUCUAAGUGCCCUUUAGUGACAGGUUUUUCCUUGAUCUGGGCUGUUAACCAGUUGCCUGGUCUGCCUGCGCUAACCACGCUAGUUUCACUUCGAUGCCUUGCGCCGUAGUUAUUUCACACAGACUCAGUGCAGGCACCAUAAUGCUCGGCAGUGAAGCAGCACGUGGGAGAGUUUACCGACUUCUCUGCGGGUUUGCACGCUUGCUGUAAAGGGCACUGCAAAAACACUGCUAUCAAGGAUCAUUGAUUAAUUAUGUUAUUCAUAAAAACACAUGGGAGAUUAUACCCGGCAGGUGCUGCCACCGAGCACAAUGUCAUCUGUGUCUCAUCUAAAAAGGUUCCUUCUCCAAUUCUGAUGGCUAUCUAUGCUACAUGCAAAACAGUAACUUUAAUAUCCCCUGGUUGCACUGUGUGAAAGGUAGAGCGAGCAGCAGUUAAAACUCAACUGCGUCGCUGUCAAGAGCUGAUCUGCACUACAGUGUGUGAGAAAACCCAGGCGGAGACAGAACCUCUUGGUGUGAGAACACCAGACUUGUUGGGGAUCGCAGAGAAGCCUGGAGGACUCAUCAGCAAAAACUUAAAACAAAAGAAAUUCUUCCUCUGUCUGGCAUGCCGCAGAGAGUACCAGCUGCACGGGCCACAGCAUGAUGUAACCGGCGGCAUGGACGCUCAAACCAACCUGUCACCAGACUACAAGCAGCUCUCCUGAUACAAGCUUCCUGCUGGUUUGCAAGGCAGCUCAUCUUAACACUGACAUGAAUGUCAGUUCUCCUAAUAUGAACUGCUCCAGUACCAAUGAGAUAAUAGACUACCAGCACCAUUUGUAUGCCGUGGUGUACAGUGUGAUCUUAGCACCGGGCCUGCUGGGCAACGUUCUGGCGCUGUGGGUGUUCAGGGCCUAUAUCAGAGAGACCAAGAAGGCCGUGGUGUUUAUGAUGAACCUGGCUGUGGCCGACCUACUGCAGGUGCUCUCUCUGCCUCUGCGGAUCUACUACUACCUGAAUAACUCCUGGCCCUUUGGGUAUUUCUUCUGCAUGUUCUGCUUCUAUCUCAAGUACGUCAACAUGUAUGCCUCCAUCUACUUCCUGGUUUUCGUCAGCAUACGUCGCUGUGAGCUCAUCAUGCGUCCGCUGUUGUACAACUCGGGUCGACAAAAAGGAGACGUGUUAAUAUGUGGGAUCAUCUGGCUGAUCAUCUGUACUGUCUGCCUCGGAUUCCCUCUGCUGAGACACGAUCCUUCCUUGCAUGAAAGAAAUGACACAAAUAAGUGUUUCACGGAGCUGCCUCUGCGGAAGGAUAUCGGUCCCUCGGCAAUGUGGGCCCUCUUGAUUUUACUAGAGCUGUUCGGCUUCUUCGUCCCUCUCGUUUUGGUGCUAGGCUGCACGUGCAUGACCAUUUGGAGCCUUCGGGAAAAUACAGCAAAUGCUAUUUCUGACAGAGGGGAGAAAAAGAGAGCGCUGAGGAUGAUACUAAGCUGUGCUGUAGUCUUCUUAGUGUGCUUUGUACCGUACCACGCCACGAUGCCUCUCGACCUUAUGGUCAAAGCUAAGAAAGUUACCAGCUGUGACUUUCAGAAACUGGUUCUUCGAAGUCACCCGGUCACACUCUGCCUGGCCAGCCUGAACUGCAGCCUGGACCCUAUCAUGUACUAUUUCACUACUGAUGAAUUCUGGAGGCGACUGAGCAAGCCAGAGAUACCGGAGAGCAUACAUCUCAGCCGGCGUCUGUCCUGUAUAACCGGAGAACAGGACGGAGAGGAGGACUAAACUGCUGGUGGCGACAGCCUCCCUGCAACCACUAACUGAGACUGAAGACUAUGCAAACUUCAAGUUCCUGCAAACUAUGGAAAUAACAUUUAUGCUGAAACGGGAAUGUGAAAAUAUGGAAGUAGAGUUUUAAAAAGUUAUUUUUUUAAACCUAUUUAUUUCUCAAUAAAUGUUUUUUUUCCCUUCCCCCUCUCAAUUUGCAUUUCCUCGAUGAACAGCAAGUAGUGUCAGCAAGUGAAAGAGAGGAAAACCCCGAAACCCAGCGACAGUUUUCCUCCAGAGCCAGUGUUUGGAUAACCUAAUGUCCUUCACAGGACGAUAAAAGGGUUAGUGUUGGUGCCACUUUCACUGGCAUUAUAAUAACAAAGCCGCUGUGACGUUCAGUAGGUAAAGAAAUGCAACUUUAUUCAAACAACAAAGUGGAAUUCAGUUCAGUAGUUGCACACAACAUUGGGGGUUUCCCCGUCUAACAUCUUCUAGUAUUCAAUUAAAAAGCAGAGACAGAAGCCCCAUCUUUACAAACACACUUCCUGUUGAUUGUCUCUCUGUGCAGGCAUCAAGUAGGAAAUCACUGAAAAUGACUUAAAAUGUGCUCGACAGACUUCAGAAAUCAAGGACGACUGUUUUCAUUUAAGCACACGAUGUGUGUGAAGAUCACAGGGAGACUACAGGUAGAUAAUUAGUCAAAUUAGAUAACCGACUGUUUUCAAGUCAAAUUAAGUGAAAUUUCCCUUUAGCUUAUUCAUCGUUAGCUCAUCCCUCUGGUUUAGGAUCACGCAUGAAGCUUGAAACACAAACACAAAAACUGGUCAUAUAUUGUAAGGGUGCUGGACUGUUUCCCAUCAGGCAUGAGACCAUCAGUAACACUAAAGUCAUCACACAGCGGCACUCUGGGGGAUAUCUACAAACAGUGGUGACUGAGAGCUUUGCGUUACCAUCCACGGACAAGCAUGUUACACGUAUACUGUACCAGACAUCUCCAUGCUGACUUGUUCUAUAUCACGCUGUAACAGAAUACAAAUACCUGGUCGAACCUGCACCGUGCACCCGGGUCAGAGCGGCGACAGGAGGCUGACGCAACACACGCCUAAUAUGAUCUCACAAGAAUAUUCAGUAGGAUGACUAAUAGCUCUGGUCUGAAUGUGGCGGGUGUGUUGUUAUAUAGUAACAUCAAUAAGAUCUGUCUGCAGGAAACUACAGCAACAAAACAGAAAGCAACGUAAUAAAUGAAACUUAUAAAUCUAACUUUAGUUUACCGACUUAAAGUUAUAACCAGUA
Molecule: messenger RNA, 4861 nt
Organism: Oreochromis niloticus (Nile tilapia)
Lineage: Eukaryota; Metazoa; Chordata; Actinopteri; Cichliformes; Cichlidae
Gene: gpr174
Product: G protein-coupled receptor 174
Exons: 3
Coding region: 2573-3583 (336 amino acids)
Biological process (GO): positive regulation of Rho protein signal transduction; phospholipase C-activating G protein-coupled receptor signaling pathway
Cellular component (GO): plasma membrane
Molecular function (GO): G protein-coupled receptor activity
Source: RefSeq, a predicted model, not a curated record